Molecule: messenger RNA, 2362 nt
Organism: Manis pentadactyla (Chinese pangolin)
Lineage: Eukaryota; Metazoa; Chordata; Mammalia; Pholidota; Manidae
Product: parathyroid hormone 2 receptor
Exons: 13
Coding region: 248-1900 (550 amino acids)
Biological process (GO): adenylate cyclase-modulating G protein-coupled receptor signaling pathway; cell surface receptor signaling pathway
Cellular component (GO): plasma membrane
Molecular function (GO): parathyroid hormone receptor activity; G protein-coupled peptide receptor activity; peptide hormone binding
Source: RefSeq, a predicted model, not a curated record
GCGGCGCCCCGAGUCGGUCGCCCUCGGGUCCGCCUCGAGGGCCGGCCCAGCCCCUGUCCCUGGAGCCCCGCCCGAGUCGCGGCGCGCAGGACGCGGGGCCCAGGCGCGCGGGUGCUGUCAGCCCGGCCCCGGCUUCCUCGGCCGCCAGCCCGGCGCCCGCCGUCCCCGCAACGCCGCGAGUUCGCCCCACGCCCGCCGACGUGCGCGUGAGGAGCUUCCCCCGCUCCGCGGUCAGGCCGGGCCGGGCAUGGCCGCGCCGGGGGCCUCGGCCCGCGUCUGGGGGUGGCUGCUGCUCGGCGGCUGCGUCCUCGCCGGAGCCCAGCUGGAUUCUGAUGGUACCAUUACUGUAGAGGAGCAGAUUGUCCUUGUGCUGGAAGCUAAAGUACAGUGUGAACUCAACAUCACAGCUCAGCUCCAGGAAGGAGAAGGAAAUUGUUUGCCAGAAUGGGAUGGGCUCAUCUGUUGGCCCAGAGGAAGAGCAGGGAAAACAUUAGCUGUCCCAUGCCCUCCUUAUAUUUAUGAUUUUAAUCAUAAAGGAGUUGCUUUCCGACAUUGUAACCACAAUGGAACAUGGGAUUUUAUGUACAGUUCAAAUAAAACAUGGGUUAAUUAUUCAGAUUGCCUUCGCUUUCUGCAGCCAGAUCUCAGCACAGGAAAGCAAGAGUUCUUUGAGCGCCUCUAUGUCAUGUACACUAUUGGGUAUUCCAUCUCCUUCUGUUCCCUAGCCGUGGCUGUUCUCAUCAUUGGCUAUUUCAGACGAUUGCACUGCACUAGGAACUAUAUCCACAUACACUUAUUUGUAUCUUUCAUGCUGAGAGCUGCAAGCAUCUUCGUCAAGGACAGAGUGGUGCAUGCUCACACAGGAGUAAAGGAGCAACAGUCCCUGAUAAUGCAGGACGACCUACGAAAUUCCAUAGGUGUGCCUUCUGUGGACAAAUCACAAUACAUUGGGUGCAAGAUUGCUGUUGUAAUGUUUAUUUACUUCUUGGCUACAAACUACUAUUGGAUCUUGGUGGAAGGUCUCUACCUGCAUAGUCUAGUCUUCGUGGCAUUCUUUCCUGACACCAAAUACCUGUGGAGCUUCACCUUGAUAGGCUGGGGGUUUCCAGCAGCAUUCGUUGCAGCCUGGGCUGUGACACGAGCCACUCUGGCUGAUGCAAGAUGCUGGGAGCUUGGUGCUGGCAACAUCAGAUGGAUUUAUCAAGCCCCAAUUUUAGCAGCUAUUGGGCUGAAUUUCAUUCUGUUUCUGAAUACAGUUAGAGUUCUGGCUACCAAAAUUUGGGAGACCAAUGCAGUUGGACAUGACACGAGAAAGCAAUACAGGAAACUGGCCAAAUCAACCCUGGUCCUGGUGCUGGUCUUUGGAGUGCAUUACAUCGUGUUCGUGUGCCUGCCCCACUCCUUCCGGGGGCUCGGCUGGGAGGUCCGGAUGCACUGUGAGCUGUUCUUCAACUCCUUUCAGGGUUUCUUUGUGUCCAUCAUCUACUGCUACUGCAAUGGAGAGGUUCAGUCAGAAGUGAAGAAGCUGUGGAGCCGGUGGAACCUCUCUGUCAACUGGAAAAGGACGCCUCCGUGCAGCGGCCACAGGUACGGCUCGGUGCUCACCACCCUGACCCACAGCACCAGCAGCCAGUCGCAGGUGGCAGCCAGCACUCGCCUGGUGCUCAUCUCCAGCAAAGCGACCAAGAUGGCCAGUCGGCAGCCUGACAGCCAUGUGACUUUACCCGGUUAUGUCUGGAAUAACUCGGAGCAGGACUGCCUGCCACACUUGAUCCAUGAGGAGACCAAGGAAGGUAACGGGAGCCAGGGAGAUGAGAUUCCCUUGGAGGAGUCUUCCAGACCGUUGGAAUUUAACCCAGACCCUGAAGGAAGCAAAAGAGAAACCGAGGAUGUUCUCUGAAUGAACAUCUUUAGCUCUAAAGAGCUGGUCCUUCGGGUUGUGUGAGAGAAGCUUAGCUGGUGUUCCUGGGCUUGAGCCCCUGAGCUGAAAAUUCAGGGUUCAAGUGUGACUUCCCAGAAGUUUUCAGACUCCAUAAACUGGUUUUAUGAAAAAAGAGACAUGUCAAUGGAAUAGUUUAUUACCUUAUUUUGGCAUCAAAUGCUCUUCUAAAUUGAUCUGUGAUACUUUGUGAUUGUUCAUUUUUCUGUGCUUUUGGGUGGAAAAACUUUCAAUUGCUUGGUUCUGGUUUUCCCCCAUAGAUAUUACUCUAAGUAUGCUGGAGACCAUUUAGCAUGUGUCAUUUCCCUUUUCAGAGAUUGGUGUUCUCCUUUUCUCUUUCUUUUUUUAAUGUAUGGUACUUCUAUUGUUGCAUAUGUUUUGCCUGUGCAUAGGAGCACUUAUGGGUUGAAAAUACAUGUUGAA